UAUUGACGCUACUGCACAUGCGCUGGCUCCCUACCUGCAGUGUCAUCACGCUCCCUGGUUUUGUCAUUACGUACUGCCACGGUGCAGACCGGGAGUUGUAGUCCCUUCCAGGGAGAAACGCGCUUGCGCAGUGGGGAGCGGGGCCGUGGUGGGAAGGGGCCGGCCAUGAGCGGGCAGUGUGUGAGGCGGCGAGCGGAGCCGGCCUGGGUCCCGGGGAGGAGGGGAAGCGGCGAUCUCUGGUGAGCGCGCGUGUGUAUGUGUCUGUGAGAGAGAGAGGGAGCGGGAGGCGGCCUUCCCCCUCCUCCUCCACCUCUCCCCUCCUCCCGAGUCUCCGGCGGUGGGCUUCCCGAUGACUGCGUGGCUGAUCCUGCCCGUCAGCCUGUCCGCCUUCUCCAUCACCGGCAUAUGGAUCGUAUACGCGAUGGCAGUGAUGAACCACCACGUGUGUCCUGUGGAGAACUGGUACGGCAUUAGCAAUUUCUUUUCUCCCCUCCAAUCCUGCUUUGCGCGGACCGAUAGCAGCUCAGCUUUGGCAUCGAGGCGAUAUGUUCUUGACAGUAAGUGUGGUUCGUACCCUCCUGAAAGCUGCCUGUUCAGUUUAAUUGGGAACGUGGGGGCUUUUAUGGUGGUUGUGAUCUGCGUUCUACGCUACGGCCAGAUUCUGGAGCGAUGCCACCCCAUGUGGAUCAACACGGGCGCCCUGGUCACCGGCUGCAUUAAUGCAGUCGGUCUGAUCAUGGUCGGAAAUUUCCAAGUUGACCACGUCAAAAGCUUGCACUACAUCGGUGCCGGAGUGGCCUUUCCCGCGGGAAUGGUCUUUAUCUGCCUACAAUGCAUCCUGACGUACAAAGUCGCGAUAUCACUUCUGGAUCACUGGAUAGGCCACAUCAGGGUUAUCCUCACCAUCCUGGCCUUAAUCUCUCUCGUCCUCAGCGGCAUCUUCUUCAUCAACGAGAGCUCGAUGUUCCAACACGCCGCUGCCGUCUGCGAGUGGAUUUUCACCGUCGACGUUCUGAUCUUUUACGGGACCUUCUCCUUUGACUUUGCCUCCGUCACCAACGAGACUGUGCUGGCUAUUAUGAGGAGGGGGAAGAGCAAGGCGUCGAAAUCCCCAGGCAGCAGUGCAUCUGCCCACCUGAACAGUAACCCAGAGAGCAUUGCCAUGAUCUAACUGUUGCUGAGUACAGUGACACGCCGCCACCUUCCCUGAUUCGGAGCCGCACACAGGCUCUGAGGUAAAAUGUGAACAUACGGCUGUGUAUCGUGCACCACUCCCCUUUAUCUAUUCCCAACAUGACUCCCCUUGGUGCUACAGAAGAAUCCUGAAAUGAGACGCUUGUGGUCAAAUCUUACCCUUAAUUUGGACGCACCCAAGAAUUGCCCAACUCUACAAUAGGGAGCCUAUGGUUUCCUUUUGCCUUGGCGACACCAAUCCGAGCCCAUCCCAUGCGCCCUGCCCUCUUGUGGUAGGGAUUGUGCAGCUGGGUGGAAAUUUUGGCAUUCUUGCGUUGGAGCUCCGUGCGGCAGAAACGACCCGUUGACGGGCUCCCCUGCGAAGAAAGGAGAGAUAGCACCAAAAGAAAACCCUCCGGAUCGAAGGGAAAGCAGCAGGGAAUGCUGUAGCCAGAAGUUGGAGGGGGGAGGGGAGGGGGGUGCGGUGGUGUGGUGUGGUGCCUGUUCCUUCACCGGGCACCAAUUAGCCUCUGAGAGUCAGCCAACAACAAUCCAACCCAUCGUCUAACUGGUUCUGUCGUAAAGUUUGGUGCCAGUAUGAGUUUUGAUUUACACCACCCCCCCAAAAAACAAAGAGGAAGUGACAUAGUGCCCAUUAAAGUUAGCCAGCACUAUAUGUUUCAGAGAGGUCGACUUCCCACAAAUGUGAACUGCGGCCUUGUAUUUUUUUUUUCCCGCCUUUCUCACACACAUCAACUGUGAGACCCCAGGGCUGGGGAUGAGAGGCAGCACUGCCAUUCUCUGAAUGCACAUCACUUUCAGUUGUGCAUUCGAUCCACCCCCCACAAGUUUUUACUGUUUUUCCUCAAGAGAUAGUGUUUUAAAAUGCAAAAGAAGUGGGUUCAGUUUUAAGAUCAAAGACUAGUGUGUCACUUCACUUGUCCAUGGAUGAAGAGAAUGGUUCCCUGUUCUGCAUUUGCUUACCCAGGCCUAAAGAAGGAUCAGCACUUAGAGGGGGUGGGGUACAUCAAGUGCAUUUCGUGGACUCGAAGCAGGAGAUUACUUCCCCCCCUCCACCCCCACUCCCAAGCUACCUGUUGCUGCUCACUGCCGUAUGACCGAAGACACAUAUAGGCUCCCGCAGCCAGUGUUUCUCACACACCGUCAGUACGCUAGGAGAGACACGACAUACUUUAAAAACAGGGGAGAGCCAGCAUCUAAAUCUCAUUCCUCACCUCGGGCUCGGAAGGUAGGAUGUGCACUGAGCACUUCCAAAGCGGAGAAGCUAAACAAGUCUAGAGAGGCGCAUUGCACAUUGACACAAAAGGGGGCAAACAGUUGGGUAGUCCUACUUCGCCUUUCAAUGGUAUGGUGAGGGGGGUGGGUUUAAGCUACUGAGUAAUUGGGUAGGGGGGUUUAAACCACUGAGUAAUGGGUUGGAGGGGUUUAAACCACUGAAUAUUUGUUUGCGGGGGUGGUUAAACUACUGAGUAAAGAGGGCAGCUUUACUCUGUUUGCUGAGGGCCCCAGAUCGGCAGUCGGGCCUGAAAAAGGUGGUGGGACAUGCCUUCUCUGACCAGCCUGAUUACAGAGCGGCUAGGGAGGCCUUUCGGCCCAUCCAGUCCCUUCUGCCAUCCAGAAAGACCCUGGCUGAGCCAGGUGGUAACUCUACACUACAUGACUCCCUCCCUCGUAAUUUUUAUCAACAGAAGUCUUUGUCAAUCUCAGGUUUAAAAAUUUACAAUUGAUUUGCAUGCCAGUUGUUGUGUGCGGGAGUUCCAGACAUAGAACUGUUUCAUAAUUUCACUCCCGAAGGCUCUGGCUGUAAUUUUUUUCAGACCACAGUCCUGGACCCCACCUCCCCAAACCAGCAGGAACUGUAUCUCAGUUAGUCUUGCGGUGGGGGGGGGUUAGAUUCCUGAUUGAGGCAUUGCUGCUCUCUGAUGCUGGCAUCCAGCCCUUGCCCACCGAAAUGUGGUCAUUGGUCCCUGAGCAUUCACUCGGGGCCCUGUGGCCCCCCGGUACAAUUUUGCAGGACUAUCACAUUGUUGUGACAUUCAAAAAACUUCAAAACAUUGUACCCGGCACCCCCGUAGGAGUUGCAGUGUCUUGGUUGGGAGUAUCCCCUUCCCCCACACCCAUUUUCCUCCAUCCCCCUUCUCCUCCAGUGGUUCACUCAAGCUAGAGACGAAGCAUGUUGACAACCCGCAUUUCACCAAGCAACUCCACAAUCAAACCCUGGGCUACUCACGAUUCUGGAAGAACCAUCAGGGGAAUAAUGGGCAACCUUUGCACACAGUACAAAGCUGGAACAGUGGAUGUCCAAACGAGUUGGCCUCCAAUUCCACCCCUUCCCUCCCACCGGGACAUGUUUGUAAGCAGCACUGACCCUGCCUGAAAUCAGAGAGGGUAAGCGUUUAAAUGCUGCGAGCAAUAAAUUCGCCCGAUUUUUGCAACAAAAGCUGCUUGCAAGAGGUGUUUAUAUCGACGAGAGUGCCUGGGAUCCUUCAGCUGCUCAAGGAAUGUUAAACAGAAAACAAAACUACGUUCAUCAACUAUGGUGACACAAUCCUUCUCGCUGCCUGAGGACCCUGUACGCUUUCAGAUGCCACAGCUACUUCAGAAAGAAUAGACCCUUCAGUGGUUGGACAGACCUAGGAGCAACACGUCCUCUGGCUUUGUGAGUUCCGGAUUUAUUUAUAUUUUAAGAAGAAAAGAAAAGCACUUGUAUUACUGUGAGAUUUUUUUAGCAAACCUUUAUAAAUUCUUCUGUCUUGACAUCAGAGGCCUUGUCUUUUCACCGGGUUUCCACAGAAGAAAUACUCAACACUGCUGCGGAAAUUGACCCGUGUUGGAGCCUUGCAAUGAAUCACCAACUUCACAAAAAUCAUGCAUCAGGAGUUUCAUUUGUUUUCUAAAAUAAACUUAUUUUUAAAUGU
This is a messenger RNA of Rhincodon typus (whale shark), 4112 nucleotides long. RefSeq names its product transmembrane protein 150A. Gene Ontology annotation, biological process: protein localization to plasma membrane. The transcript is spliced from 6 exons. Bases 350 to 1171 code for a protein of 273 amino acids. NCBI's taxonomy places the organism in Eukaryota, Metazoa, Chordata, Chondrichthyes, Orectolobiformes, Rhincodontidae. The record is from RefSeq and is a predicted model, not a curated record.